Molecule: messenger RNA, 1127 nt
Organism: Gadus morhua (Atlantic cod)
Lineage: Eukaryota; Metazoa; Chordata; Actinopteri; Gadiformes; Gadidae
Gene: ube2g2
Product: ubiquitin-conjugating enzyme E2G 2 (UBC7 homolog, yeast)
Source: RefSeq, a predicted model, not a curated record
CUGUCACUGCGGUGACGGCGUCUGAGCAUGCGCAGUAUGCCGACUGUGUUGACAGCUGUGUUGUCAGGUUUCUAUUGACUCGUUAUACUCCUGAUCGGAACUCCACAGUUGGAGGAUAAUGGCCGGGACAGCGCUAAAAAGACUCAUGGCGGAGUAUAAACAGCUGACCCUGAACCCCCCAGAAGGCAUCGUGGCAGGUCCAGCCAAUGAGGAGAACUUCUUUGAGUGGGAAGCUCUGAUCAUGGGUCCUGAGGACACGUGUUUUGAAGGAGGAGUGUUUCCUGCUGUCCUCAGUUUCCCGUCUGACUACCCCCAGCCCCCCAAGAUGAGGUUUAUCUGUGACAUGUUCCACCCCAAUAUUUAUCCAGACGGCCGGGUGUGUAUCUCCAUCCUGCACGCCCCGGGUGACGACCCCAUGGGCUACGAGAGCAGUGCUGAGAGAUGGAGCCCAGUGCAGAGUGUGGAGAAGAUUCUGCUGUCUGUGGUCAGCAUGCUGGCAGAGCCCAACGAUGAGAGCGGUGCCAACGUGGACGCGUCUAAGAUGUGGAGAGAAGACCGCCUGCAGUUCAACCAGCUGGCCCAGCAGGUGGUCCGCAGGUCCCUGGGCCUCUAGACAUGAGGUCAUCAGCCUGAGUGUGUGUGUGUGUGUGUGUGUGUGUGUGUGUGUGUGUGUGUGUGUUGAAUCAUGGACGUCUAGAAUUGUGCGUCGCUCAAGAGAUAUCACUGAACCUGCUCACUAGUCAUGACAACCAUUAGAGACAACACCACCCGGCCGUGAUGGAGCACAAACUGAAGACCAUUGAUCAUGUCUCUGUGUGUGUGUGUGUGUGUUGUGUGUGUGUGUGUGUGUGUGUGUGUGUGUGUGUGUGUGUGUGUGUGUGUGUGUGUGGUGUGUGUGUGUGGUGUGUGUGUGUGGUGUGUGUGUGUGUUGUGUUAAAGAACUGCUUCAGAGACUCAGUAUUAGAGGAAUAGUUUAACUCAAGCCACACCCCUUCCCAUUUUGCACCAAUGAGGACAGAGAUACAGCUUUCAAUUCAUGAGCCUAUCCAUGGCCCCCAUUGUGAUGAACUCACUGGUCACCUCUUCAUUCAAUCAAUAAACUAAAUGAAUACUACAAAUACCUCUUA